Messenger RNA from Bactrocera tryoni, 521 nucleotides. RefSeq lists its product as uncharacterized. The transcript has 2 exons. The coding region runs from base 84 to 497 and encodes 137 amino acids. NCBI's taxonomy places the organism in Eukaryota, Metazoa, Arthropoda, Insecta, Diptera, Tephritidae. The record is from RefSeq and is a predicted model, not a curated record.
CAAGCUUAUCUAAUGACGUAAAGCAUGUCAUUUUAUACAGUGAUUCAUGCACUGGUCAAAAUCGUAACACGUAUAUUUGUGCUAUGUUUGCAAAGGUGUUGGAAGAUCAUCCCACAAUUGAAACAAUUGAUCACAAGUUUCUAGUUGUUGGUCAUACCCAUCUAGAAUGUGGGACAGUUCACGCACAGAUAGAAAAGAAAAAGAAAUACACUUCUGUUUCUAUUCAACAUCCCCAUGACUGGUCAAAUUUAAUUGCUGCUACAAACAAAAAGUAUAUUACUCAGGAGAUGAAGCAAGAAGAAUUCUACAAUUUCAAUGCAUUGAUGAAAGACAAAUAUACCUGGAGAAACAACAACACCGAAGGUGAAAAGUUUGAGUGGAAAUUUAUAAGGUGGUUGCGGUAUGAGAAAAAGGAGCCUGGACUGAUACGCUACAAAUAUUAUUUUGGCUUGGACGAUCCAUUUAAGGAAUUAAACAUAAAAGCACGGUGUCUAUGAGCUUGCAAAAUCGUAUACGGGUCC